Molecule: messenger RNA, 5667 nt
Organism: Aspergillus wentii DTO 134E9
Lineage: Eukaryota; Fungi; Ascomycota; Eurotiomycetes; Eurotiales; Aspergillaceae
Gene: mvp1
Product: sorting nexin Mvp1
Exons: 9
Coding region: 1-5667 (1888 amino acids)
Biological process (GO): retrograde transport, endosome to Golgi; protein targeting to vacuole
Cellular component (GO): endosome
Molecular function (GO): ATP binding; ATP hydrolysis activity; phosphatidylinositol-3-phosphate binding
Source: RefSeq, a predicted model, not a curated record
AUGGGACAAGAACAACGAGCCAUCCACCCAUUCUUCCGCAAAGAAUCUGGAAUUUCGACAAAGUCAUCCCCCAUAAUUCAAAUCGAUAAUUCACCUAAUGGUCAAUCUCGAGAACCUGAUGACGCUUAUUUGACAUGCGAAAAUUCGCUUACAGACACUCCUUCCGUUAUGCUAGAGCAUGAUCCCAACUCGAGUCGCAGAAAAAGGCAGAGAACAAAGGAACCGAGGGAUAACGAGACAUCGCAAGGGCCGCAAGUCAAUGAUGGAGAUAUUUCAAGAACCCCUUCACCCCACGGGGUGAAGGAUGCGCCAGUUGAUGCUUCGACAAUGUCCACACACGCACCUGAAGCCGGUAUUGAAUCUCAAACACCUUCAACAAAUACAUUGGCAUCACAUCCAGUUACCCCUGCGCUUCCCCCGCCCGAUUACCCAGAACUCCCAAGCGAUACCACUCAGUCAAUUGGUCUUCCAGAGAGAAGAUCCGCCAGACAAAAGACAAUUGGACUGAAUUCUAAUGGGAAGUUGUUGAGCUCACCAGCUACCAAUCGAUCCGAAGACAAACUUGACGAAAAGCCGGGAAGUAAGCGGAAUAGGAACGGGAGCCGGAAAACCAAGAAAAAUGAAAAGAAAAUGGUGGUCAUCAAAUACGCCACUGAGAACGAUGCUAGAGAACGGAUUGGGUCUGUGAUAGAGGACAUUGUCAACGGCCGAAAGAAAUAUGUUCCCCCUACGCGCCCUGCUCAACGUCCUGCUCCAAAGAGAGUGCAGUCCCAACCGUCCAAGGCCACUCAUCCAUUUUUCAUGAAGAAGUCGAAUCGGCCGGCCGAAACACCAUCCUCGACUGAACAAGUUUCCCAUGACUCAGAAUCGAAAGAUACACAAAAUACAGCCCCGGGAAAGACGAACCCCAAACCUACGAGCGAUUUUGCAAAGUCUUUCUAUUCAUUCAAACCGCGCCCCAAAUUCCCGGAACCAAUACAUCCAAUUUGGCCUCCGCAAGACUUAGUACAUGUCAGAGGUUCUCAAGAAAGUCCUAUUCAGCGGCAGCUGGGUCCAUUGAAUCUGGACCAGAAAAAGGCCAAGAUGGCUGCAGUUAGCAUCAAUGACAAAGAAAAUGUGCUCCUUUCAGAUAUGCAUAGAGCGCGACAUUCUGAAUCUCAAAGUCCAAACGCUUUACGGGUACCCAAAAGACACAACGCGAGUGGGAAAACUUUGCUCAAGAAAGUUAUGAGGCAGCUCGCAGGGUCUGAUGCUGAACACGAUGCAGACAGAAAGGUCCCAAACAAAUCCUGUCACCCUGCUGUUUCGAAACUUCAGUCAUCCAUACCGACUUCGAUGACGGCUUUCGAUCGGGGAGAGUAUGACACUUCUCUUUGGGCACAAAAAUAUGCCCCGAAAUGUGCAUCUGAAAUUCUUCAAUCGGGCCGAGAAACGUUGAUGCUGCGGGACUGGCUAAAGUAUCUUAUGGUUUCGGCAGUCGACACAGGAAAAUCAUCCGAUACAGCGAAACAAAAAGCCGAGGAUAAGAAACGGGCAAAGAAGCGCAAGAGAGCCGAGAAACUAGACGGAUUUAUCGUAUCAAGUGAAGAGGAAAAUUCCGAGAUGGACGAGCUUGUUGAUUCCGAUGAGGAUGAGCUGGCCGGCGAUGUAACUGUCUCCAAGAGAACAGUCAUUCGAUCUGGAGAUAUGGCCAUUAGCUCCAGAAAAGGGGGCGAGAAAGGCCGGAUGUCCAACGCAAUUCUCCUCAGCGGACCCUCGGGGUGUGGAAAGACUGCUUCGGUAUAUGCAGUCGCAAAAGAACUCGAUUUCGAAGUUUUCGAGAUUCAUCCGGGAAACCGCAGAAGUGCAAAGGACAUCGUGGAACGCGUUGGUGACAUGACACGAAAUCAUCUUGUGCAUAACCUGAAUGGAAGCGAUGAAACAGAGGUGGAAGAUGCCAAGCAAAACAAGUUAACUUUCUUCAAAUCGUCGUCUGCCAAAAACACCAAGGGAAAUGAAAAGUCCCGCCAAAAAAACCCAGAGCAUGAAGCAGAUCAGAAACGUUCUCGAAGCCAGAAGCAAUCGUUGAUUCUUUUGGAAGAAGCCGACCUCCUCUUCGAAGAAGAUAAACAAUUUUGGUCGGGUGUCAUAACUCUGAUUCAACAGUCAAAACGACCCAUCAUCAUAACCUGCAACGAUGAAAGCCUCAUUCCUAUUGAAGAUAUCUCACUGCACGCCAUCCUACGAUACCGGAAUCCGACCCCUGACCUAGCGGUAGAGUACCUCCUUCUAAUGGCAGCAAACGAAGGUCAUUUGCUGAAUCGAGGCCCUGUCUGCGAUCUUUAUGCGGCCAAUGGAAAAGAUCUUCGGAAGUCAAUAAUGGAGCUGAACUUUUGGUGCCAGAUGGCUGUAGGCAGUGAGAAGUCUGGUAUCGACUGGAUUAUUGACAGAUGGCCACCUGGGUCAGAUCUCGACUCACAGGGUGAUCCACUUCGAGUGAUUAGCAAGAACACUUACCAAUCCUUCAUGGGGUGGUUUAAUCGUGAUAUGAUGUUAAGCAACACACUUGACAGUCAAGCCGAAUGUCAGCAAGAGUCACUCCAUUGGUGGAAACUUACUUUGCAAGACUCGGAAAGCAUGUGUGAAUUUGAGCGUCCAAGCCCGGCGUCGGCUCAUGAGCAGCUUGAAAGGCUGCGGUUCGAGUCCGAGUAUGCGGAUAUGAGAAGCUCUCUCGACCUUCUUUCCUCUGGGUGCUCGGUCGAGUCUGAACUGGAUGCUAUCGACAUAUCUGUUCCCCCGAUGCCUGAAAAACAACGGACGAACUAUAUUGAAGGAUAUCCACUACUACAUACGGAUCUGAAGCCUGACUACUCAUCACUGCCAGCAGCCAUUGGGAGUACUUUUAAGGUUUUGAUGGGAAAUGUCUUCCGGCCGAAUAACGAGCACGUGCUUGAAUACACUCAAGCCGAACAGGUCAUGCAUAACGUUAUCAAACCUCAAGCCGUCAACCCACCCGGGGCAGAGCUUCUUGCAGCGCUCGAUCCCGUCAAGCAGGGCCCUUAUAAUGUGUUCCCUGUACCAACAGGACGGCUGGCACCGUCCUUUGAAAACGGAACCCGACCUCUUUCUGAAGACUUAGCACCCUAUAUACGUGCAAUUAUGGGUUUUGAUCUUCGUCUUGAGAAAUAUCGCUUGGAACUCAGUGGGCUUCUUUCCCACAGCACGAAUAGAACCAAAAAGAUGCGAACCACGAAGGCGAGUCGGGCUGCGCUGGAAGGAGGCACCAAAACAGACACAAGGAAGGAAAGGUGGUUUCCUUCCGAUACGUACUCUUCUCGAAUUAUGGCGACGGGCAACAAGGAAUGGCAAGACCUGCUGGUUGAACAGGGCCAUUUCUGCGUCGGAACAGGCCCAGAGGCCAGUCGUGAACCCAGCCGGGACUGCAAUGAGGAUGCUUCUGAGAGUUCUGGCGAUGGGGCUCCGCUGGAUCAUCGCGGCCCAUCGCCAGCUUUCCCAACCGUCUUCGCAGCGCGCAAUAGCCCCUCAUUGAUUAUCCCCCAUGUCCUUAGGUUCAAGUCCUCCCUUUUUGCCGACGAUCAGAACUCCUCCGCCUCUCUCUUCGCGGAUGACAGCUCGCCGUGGAACAACACCAACACCAAACGAACAGCCAGACAUGAGCUAGUCAAGACCUUGCUACCCGACACGGAUAUCCCCGAAAGUUAUGUCGAUGCAUACGACCUGGUUCUCAAUGCAGGAGAUCGAGCUGGGUCGGGGGUGGGCUUAACGUCUGUCAGGGAAAUACUGUCUGGCAGUGAGCUGAGCGCGAGCGACCAGGCUAAGAUUUUCAACCUCGUCAUCUCGGGCGAGAACGAUAACAACAGCUCGAUUGGCGUGGGACGUGGCGAGUUCAGCGUUCUGUUAGCGCUCGUCGGCCUGGCGCAGGAGGGCGAGGAUAUUACGUUUGACGCGGUGGAUGAUAGACGGAAGAAGCUACCAGAACCAAAAAGUUCCUACCUUGACCGUUUGCGCGCGAAACAGGAAUCCAAUACACCCGUUGUGUCGCAAGAGCGGCCAAGUACACCUCCUCCCUCUGCCCCCUUGCAAGAACCAAAUUCAACAUUUUCCCGACGAUCAAGACGAGAAUCGCUUGGUGGCUUGGAGGCUGAUCCUUGGGGUAGUCCCCAGUUACAUCGGGAUCAUGCCCAUACUCGCGGCCAGACCGAGUCUGAUCACGCCGUGUUGAACGGUUACGGAAGUGUACGGUCGACAACAAACACCUGGUCAAAUAAACCAUUGGAGGGGAAUAAUCAAACCGAUGUACUAAAUGGAAAUCGUCGCAAUGACACGACGGACGCUGUCCGCCCUCCCAGUAGCUCGGAGUCUGGGUGGGGAGAUGGAUUUGGUAGCAGCACGCCUGGUGAUGCGUUUGGGAACAUAGAACGAUCGGGAAUUGGGGCCUUUGGGCCGCCAACAAACGAUCGUGAGGAGCCCAAUCCUAUUCGGCGAUCGCUGGGAAUGGGUCGGGAUGUGGCUUCACGGGUCGAGGAAGUAGUCACAGUGACACUGCUUCCCGAGAAAGAAGGCCUAUUCAUGUUCCAGCACCGCAACUAUGAAGUCAAAUCGGCACGGAAAGGAAGCACGGUUGUACGGCGAUACAGCGACUUCGUCUGGCUACUCGAUUGCCUCCAUAAGCGCUAUCCAUUCAGAACACUUCCCUUACUUCCACCCAAGAGAAUUUCAGUCAAUGGCACUCACCUUGCAGCGGAUUCCACUUCUUUCCUUGAAAAGCGCCGACGCGGCCUAGUCCGAUUUAGCAAUGCCCUUGUUCGCCACCCCGUGCUGAGCCAGGAGCAGCUCGUGAUCAUGUUCCUAACCGUCCCAACUGAACUCUCCGUAUGGCGCAAACAAGCCACGAUAUCGGUACAAGAUGAGUUUGCGGGCCGCAUACUCCCAGUGGAUUUGGAAGAUUCGCUUCCAUCUACUUUGAUGGACACGUUUGAGACCGUGCGGAGUGGGGUGAAGCGGUCAGCCGAGAUCUAUAUCAACCUGUGCACCUUGCUUGAGAGACUAGCGAGACGCAACGAAGGGCUAGGAGCAGACCAUUUACGAUUUUCGCUUGCCCUCCAAUCCCUCACGGAAGUGACCAAGGAUACAUACGCUGUUGACACCAACGACGUCCCGUCGGUCAACGAGGGUAUCCAUGCGACAGCAAGACACCUCUCCACGAGCCAAAGUUUACUCGAAGAUGAAGCUAAAGCAUGGGAGAGUGGGGUGCUGGAGGACCUGAAGCAACAGCGGGAUUGCCUGGUCAGCGUGCGGGAAAUGUUUGACCGAAGGGACCGUUACGCGAGGAACAACAUUCCCCAACUUGAGCGAAGGAUCGGGAACAACGAACGGAAGCUGCAGGACUUGCGAGUACGGCCCCAAGGGACCGUCAAGCCGGGCGAAAUCGAGCGGGUGGAGGAGUCUAUUUUUAAGGACAAGGAGUCGAUUGUACAGCAACAUGCACGAGGAGUGUUCAUCAAGGAGUGCAUCCGAGACGAACUGGUCCAUUUCCAGCAGAGCCAAUAUCAUAUCAGUCGACUUCAUCAGGACUGGAGCCAAGAGCGAGUGAAAUAUGCAGAGCUGCAGGCGGACAACUGGCGAUCGCUGAGUGAUCAGGUUGAAAGCAUGCCCACCGGCGAGUGA